AUGGACGGUACUCGCGUGAACAAAAGCACAAGCGAAACCCUUACAAUUGCAGCGGCGUCGCCGGCCAUGAAGUCGCCGAAGAGCCUUGUAGACUCCGACGGCGGUGGCGAGGUCGAGUCCCGGGGAAAGCUACGGUCGUCGAGGUUCAAAGGCGUGGUUCCGCAGCCGAACGGCCGGUGGGGGGCUCAGAUCUACAAGAAGCACCAGCGCGUCUGGCUCAGAACCUUCAACGAAGAGGAAGAAGCCGCCCAGGCGUACGAGUUGGCAACCCUGCGCUUCCACGGCCGGGACGCCGUCACCAACCUCAGGCUGCUAGCGGCGGAAGAAGCCUUUUUAAGUUCCCACUCCAAGUCCGAGAUCGUCGACAUGCUCCGGAAACACACUUAUAACGAAGAGCUCCACUAA
Molecule: messenger RNA, 405 nt
Organism: Diospyros lotus (date-plum)
Lineage: Eukaryota; Viridiplantae; Streptophyta; Magnoliopsida; Ericales; Ebenaceae
Product: AP2/ERF and B3 domain-containing transcription factor RAV1-like
Exons: 1
Coding region: 1-405 (134 amino acids)
Biological process (GO): regulation of DNA-templated transcription
Molecular function (GO): DNA binding; DNA-binding transcription factor activity
Source: RefSeq, a predicted model, not a curated record